AUGACCGGGUGCGGGGGUGAUUGCGGCCUGCCUUCCGUGCAGGCGCUCCCCUCGUCUCCGAUGGCCCUCCUCCCCCUCCCCGAGCGAUGGUGUCGGCUCUCAUGGCAAAUCGGUGAUGCAUAUGAUGUUGUGGCAGACACGAUGCUCCUCGCAGUGGGCACUUGCUGGUGCUAUUCUGGCCCCGGCGGCCUAGCCCACGUCUCUCAUAUGUCCUUCACUGUCAGCGUCAUAUGUCGAGCAGCUCCGGCCUCGACUCAGUGGCAAUGGGAUUGCUCAGCUUCAGGCCAGGGAGAGAUCCUUGAUCGACUUGCCGGUGCUGGCAGCGACGGCGCCCGCGGGUGUCGUUUCCUUCUUAGAGGCGAUGCCAAGGCCUUCAGCUAUGCCCCUCUUCGAGCGCAGCCUCGCUCCUGCUCUGGUUCGCACUGGCAGCACACGCCGUGGUGGCUGCGAGGACCGUGCCCGCUUCAGCUGGCGGCGUGGCGGAGGCCUCACUUCAAGCCGCCGCCACCACGGAGAAGGGCGCAGGUGACAGCAGGAGCGCGCGUGGCGGACGUGAAGAACCUGUUCGUGGGCGUGGGAGGCAUGGGUGACCUGCCGGGCCUCCCGGCCGUCGGCGGCGGCUACGGCGGGGGCUUCGGCAACAACGGAGCCGGCUUCUUCACCGGCGUUACGGGUCCGCUUGGCGGCGUUGGGGGCGGCGUGGGGAGCAUCACUUGGCUGCAUGGCGUGGUGGGAGCUGGCGGUAUCUCUAUCGGAGGGUUCGCUGGUGGUGGCAUCCCGUUCGGCGGGCUCGGAGGCAGGCACGGCAGCGGAGGCGCCGGCGCCGUGGCACCUUGAGUACGUCGUCUCGGCCGAGCUGGCUAGGGCGCUCUGCGACGUGCAUAUACUUGCGUGACCAUAUG
This is a messenger RNA of Triticum aestivum (bread wheat), 902 nucleotides long. RefSeq lists its product as uncharacterized. The record is from RefSeq and is a predicted model, not a curated record. Bases 1 to 837 code for a protein of 278 amino acids. Lineage: Eukaryota; Viridiplantae; Streptophyta; Magnoliopsida; Poales; Poaceae. The transcript is spliced from 3 exons.